CUGUGUGACAGCAGGAUGGAGUCGGCUUCUGUUCUUUGUUUGGUCCUGUGCUCUGUGCUGACUGAAACAGUCGCCCAACACGAUCUCCCUCCAGACACAUCACUCAGGCCGGUGUUGACCGCCACAGAGGGCGAGGGCCGCGACACAACAGAGGGUCAAUACCGAUGCCUGGAGCUGUCGAGCCGAGCACAGACGCACAGCAGGACAGGUGUGUAUUGUGGGCGAGUUUGGGAUGGAGAGCUGUGUUGGGAAGACACCCCUGCUGGGACUUACGCUACUCAAACCUGUCCCGGCGACCCAGGUCUGAACUCAACAGUGUCAAAAUAUUGUGAUGAAUCUGGUAAUUGGGUCCAGAGUCCCGCCAUUAAUAAGACCUGGUCUGAUUGUCUGGCGCUCUCCAAGGACAAAUUAAAGGUGGGCACGGCCCAGGGAGUUUCGAACCCUGAGCCCACCUUGGAGAGCAGGGUCAGUCCCAUGGCCACCCAGAAAGAGGAGGAGAGGAAGAAGAUCAUCGAUGGACAGUACAAGUGCUUUGAGAAGAUGCACAGAGACCAGCCUUACAACAGAUCAGGUGUGUACUGUAACAGGACCUGGGAUGGCUGGCUCUGCUGGGACGACACCCCUUCUGGUACCUUCACUUCUCAACACUGCCCCAACUACUUCAGAGAUUUCGACACCACAGAAAAGGUGACCAAGUUUUGCGGAGAGAAUGGUCAAUGGUUCCGGCACCCUGAGAGCAAUAGGACCUGGUCAAACUACACCCUCUGUAACUCAGGAACCAAAUACAAGCUGAAGAUGGCGUAUAUUCUCUUCUACAUGGCCAUCGUGGGUCACGCCUUGUCCAUCGCCUCCCUGCUCAUCUCUCUGGUCAUAUUCUUCUACUUCAGGAGUCUGAGCUGCCAGCGUAUCACGUUACACAAGAACCUGUUCUGUUCCUACGUGCUGAACUCAGCCCUCACACUCAUCUCCCUGAUCGCUGUGGUCAACAACCCCGAGGUGGUGCACAGGAACCCUGUGAGCUGCAAGGUGCUGCAUUUCUUCCACAUGUACAUGCUGGGCUGUAACUACCUGUGGAUGUUGUGUGAGGGAAUCUACCUGCACACUCUCAUCGUGGUGGCCGUGUUCGCAGAGGAGCAACACCUGCACUGGUACUACCUGCUGGGCUGGGGUUUUCCUCUGGUGCCGGCCUCCAUCCACGCUGUAGCACGGAAGAAGUACUUUGAUGACAACUGUUGGAUGAGUGUGGAGACUCAUCUGCUCUAUGUGGUUCAUGGGCCCAUCAUGGCUGCCUUACUGGUGAACCUGUUCUUCCUGCUGAACAUCGUGAGGGUGCUGGUGACCAAGCUCCGGGACACACACCGUGCAGAGACCAACAUGUAUAUGAAGGCGGUGAGGGCCACCCUGAUCUUGGUGCCUCUGCUGGGGAUCCAGUUUGUCAUCUUCCCCUGGAGGCCAGAGAACCAGCUGGCGGGGGAAGUGUAUGAUUACAUCAUGCACAUACUGAUGCACUACCAGGGUUUACUGGUGGCAACUAUAUUCUGCUUCUUCAACGGGGAGGUACAGGCUACCCUGAAGAGGCAGUGGGUGCAGUACAAGGCCCAGUGGGGCCAGCGGAGGAGAGAGCACUGCUCCAUGCGCUCCACCUCCUACACCGCCACCUCCAUCACCGAGGUGCCUGCCUUCAUGUUCCACCACGACUGCAACAACGAACAGCUGAACGGACGCCACAGCGAAGACUCUGAGCUGGUGGCUCUGAAGACUGGAGAGACGUACGCCUGACAGCCAGCAGAGAGCAGGAUUGAGACGUCGGAGGUCAGGGGGCAGGAGGGAGA
Molecule: messenger RNA, 1832 nt
Organism: Osmerus eperlanus (European smelt)
Lineage: Eukaryota; Metazoa; Chordata; Actinopteri; Osmeriformes; Osmeridae
Gene: calcr
Product: calcitonin receptor
Exons: 15
Coding region: 16-1779 (587 amino acids)
Biological process (GO): adenylate cyclase-activating G protein-coupled receptor signaling pathway; cell surface receptor signaling pathway; positive regulation of cytosolic calcium ion concentration
Cellular component (GO): plasma membrane; axon
Molecular function (GO): calcitonin receptor activity; amylin receptor activity
Source: RefSeq, a predicted model, not a curated record